AUGACGGGCAGCUCGAUACCGGCAGCCGAAGCUUCACGUGCUGCUGCCUUCGCAGCUUGCGAUUUGGACACGUUUGAUGUGGAUGAAGACGAGUUCAGCGACAAUGUCGCAGAGCUCGACUCGGGAUUGGCAGCCCUGGCCAGCGAUGAAGAGUCAGAGGACGAAGGUGGAGAUCCUUGGCUGGCAGCAGCCGCAGCAGAAUGGGAUCAGGUUCAGAUAGACGAGCUUCAUGCACAGCUACGAGAGAUUGGCAUGAUCAAUUUCCUGCGAAAGUAUCUCAGGCUCGAACGAGACAGUCCAGGCUACUCUGCACGACAGCUUCUGCUUGCCUUUGGCGUGCUCGUGCCUGUCUCAGCAGAGGAUGACAGCAACUUGCGCUACGUUCAGAUGCUCAAAGUCACCAUUUUGCGCAUCUUGCGACGACGCGAACGCCGCACCGAUGUCUCUACCCUCGAAGAUGCGCUUCGACAGAUCAAGACUGCCCGCAACAUUAUCAUCCUAUCAGGCGCGGGAGUGUCGACCAGUUGCGGCAUCCCUGACUUUCGCUCGAGCGAUGGCAUCUAUGCCAAAUUACGCGAUGAGGGCGCAUACGAACUCGAUGAGCCUCAACAGAUGUUCGAUCUGCAGUUCUUCCGACACAAUCCGCAAGUCUUCUACUCUUUCGCCCAUUCCCUUUAUCCUUCCAAUUUCUUGCCAUCUCGUACGCAUAGCUUCAUAAGACUACUAGAAAAGCACGGCAAGCUCCUUCGCAACUACACGCAAAACAUAGACACCCUAGAACAACGUGCCGGCAUCAAGCGUGUCCUGAAUUGUCAUGGCUCUUUCGCAACGGCCUCUUGCAUGCGCUGCAGGAGAGCCUUUCCCGGCGAGGCUAUCAAGGAAGACGUAUUUGCAAAACGGGUGCCCCUUUGUCCUUACUGCACAGCAGACGAUGAGGCACACACUGAAGAGCCCUCGCCACCUGCGAAAAAGCGCAAGACCGACGGACAAGCUCUCAAUUGGCGCGCGGACGCCCACGAGGAAGAUGACGAGGAGGAGGAACAUAACCCUUGGCUGUCUAAGCCUAUCUUGCGAUUCGACAUUUGCCUCUUCGGCGAGCCUCUACCGGACGAGUUCGACCUUUGCCUGGCGAAAGAUCGCGAAAAGAUCGAUCUGCUGAUUGUGAUCGGCAGCAGCUUAUCUGUUGCGCCCGUCAGCGAGCUGACAGCACAUAUACCCCAUUCAGUUCCUCAGAUUCUGAUCAACCGUGAUCCGACUCCGCAUGUCAAUUUUGAUGUCUGCUUGCUCGGUGACUGCGACGUCGUCGUGUCUUGGCUUUGCGAUCAGCUAGCAAAGGCAGGCUCGGAGGACAUCUGGCGAUUGCCAUCUGCCGAAGAGCCGCGAGCUGUCGACACAGAUGUCGAGGUGCCGAACAAGCCAGAAGAACACGUCUCGUCAGUCGAAGCGCUUGCUUCCGCAAGCUCGCUCGCGAGCGUCGAAGAUGUCGUGGCAGCGCCGCUCGCACCUUCCUCUGAGCCUCAGCGAAUCGCUGACACGCACUUUUAUGCGUUCUCCGGUGCAAAUCUUGAUCAUCCGUUCAUCAAAAGGCUGCGACGAGGUUCGAAAUCGUCAUCUCCGUCUCCUACCAGCGAAACCCCUACGCCUCAGCCCGAAGUCGCGACCGAGCAAGAGACGGAGUGA
Molecule: messenger RNA, 1680 nt
Organism: Mixia osmundae IAM 14324
Lineage: Eukaryota; Fungi; Basidiomycota; Mixiomycetes; Mixiales; Mixiaceae
Exons: 2
Coding region: 1-1680 (559 amino acids)
Molecular function (GO): NAD+ binding
Source: RefSeq, a predicted model, not a curated record